UUCAAAAACGUAAACAAGCUCAAAUCCAGGGGGAAAAAUUCCCUUUUUCCCCUUUUUCCUAGGGCUAGCUGAUUCUCCAAUUCCCUCUUUUUUCUUUAAUUCCAGCCUUGGUUUCCUUCAACCCUUUGUCUUUCUUUAAGUGUUAUACCUAUUUGGUGGAAAUACGCUACUCAGAUGACUGAUUGAAGGAGAAAAGUAGUAAUCUUGUGGAGUUUUCUUUAGGGGUUCAAGCUUUGUCCUCAGGUGUUAAGAUCCGAGUCUAUUAUUUUCUUUCACUUUUCUUUUGAGUGACAAAAAAGAAAAGAAAAUGAGCGCUGCAAGGUUUAUAAAGUGUGUGACUGUUGGUGAUGGUGCCGUUGGUAAAACUUGUUUGCUGAUUUCUUACACAAGCAACACUUUUCCCACGGAUUACGUGCCCACUGUCUUUGACAAUUUCAGUGCAAAUGUUGUUGUCAAUGGGAGUACUGUUAAUUUGGGGUUGUGGGAUACUGCAGGACAAGAAGAUUAUAACAGAUUAAGACCUCUGAGUUAUCGUGGGGCGGAUGUGUUCAUAUUGGCAUUUUCCCUCAUAAGCAGGGCCAGUUAUGAAAAUGUCUCCAAAAAGUGGAUUCCAGAGUUGAAACAUUAUGCCUCUGGUGUUCCAAUAAUCCUUGUUGGAACUAAGCUUGAUCUUCGGGACGAUAAGCAAUUCUUUAUCGAUCAUCCUGGAGCUGUACCCAUUUCUACUGCCCAGGGAGAGGAGCUGAGGAAGCAGAUUGGUUCACCUGCUUAUAUUGAAUGCAGUUCAAAAACACAGGAGAAUGUGAAGGCGGUUUUUGAUGCAGCCAUCAGAGUUGUUCUUCAACCACCCAAGCAGAAGAAAAAGAAGAGCAAAGCACAGAAAGCCUGCUCCAUAUUGUGACUGGAAAAAAGAAAAUGUGAAAAAAAGAUUAUUAGAAGCUCCCGAGUAUCUUUCUCGACUGACAACUCAGGAUCUCUGUGAAGUAUCUGUUGGUGUAGCAAUAUUGCUGUAUUUGCAGCUGUUGUGAUAUCCUAUGGUUGAAACGAAGUACAUGGAUGGAUGCGGUCCUUCUUUCGUAUUGUUUUUUUUUUUUAUAUGCUUUUGUAUUAAUUCCACUGGAACAUCCCAGUUAGGAAAUUGCAGACACAAUUGUAAGCUUAUUGCUGUUGUAUUGAUUUAAAAAUGCUUUUGUGUUUGUGGUUUC
Messenger RNA from Hibiscus syriacus, 1205 nucleotides. RefSeq names its product rac-like GTP-binding protein ARAC11. Lineage: Eukaryota; Viridiplantae; Streptophyta; Magnoliopsida; Malvales; Malvaceae. Gene Ontology annotation, cellular component: cytoskeleton; cell cortex; nucleus. The record is from RefSeq and is a predicted model, not a curated record. Gene Ontology annotation, molecular function: GTPase activity; GTP binding; protein kinase binding. Gene Ontology annotation, biological process: regulation of cell shape; establishment or maintenance of cell polarity; regulation of actin cytoskeleton organization. The transcript has 7 exons. The coding region runs from base 308 to 901 and encodes 197 amino acids.